GGAAUCACUAUACGAACACAAAAAGGAGUGGAUCCUAUGGACAAGAAAAAGAGUCGUACCGAUCUACUCGAUGCUGGACGCCAAAAGCUUCAACAAUUCCGUCAAAAGAAGGGUAAUAGAGGCUCUGAUCAGAAAAAGGACAACAAAGGCAGUACAAGCCAAGGAAAAUCUUCUAAAAGGUCCAGUAAGCCUGAGCAGCAUGAGCCUAAACCUGACACGAGUGCUGUCAUAACCAAGUCGUCCAUUCCUUCGCAUGUGACAGGAGGAGGCACUGCCCCUCAUGAGGAGGUCGUGGUAUGCUCAGAAGCUUACGAAAGUGCAUUGGCUCAUGAGAUUGAUGUAUCAGUCCAUAGUUCAUCAUCAGAACUUGUUAUGCCUCAGCAAGGCAGCACAGAAACAACUACUGAUGAUAAAGCUGAGCUAAGAGAACGAGAAACAGUUUCUGAAAAUGAUGUUGAUUUAUCAUUACCCAAUGAAGGAGAGAACUCAGAGAGUACUGGCAUUGGGACAGUCAGCAGAAUGACUUCAUCAAAUUCUGAGCCCAUGGACUCUGAAAAGGGAAUUAGACAUGUCGAUGCAGCUUGUGAUGUUGAUGUUUUGGGCUCACCUACUGCUGGCAUCUUUGUGGAGGAGGGAGGAGUUGAAGUUGAAAGCAAGCCUGUAAACGAGGAAAUGCCGCAGCAUCUGUCUUCAUUGCAUGAAGAUAUUCCUGAUAUUCCCCUGAUUGCUUCAAGGGGAGAUCAGGUAACUGAUGUAGGGGAAAUGCAGGAAGAUCAUGGUUCACAUGUGGCGCAGCUUGGUGAAGGCUUGCACAAGGACAAUAUGGAAAAGUCUGCAACUGAAAAAGGGGAAGCCAGCAAUACAGCGAAUGCACCUUCGUCUUCUUCCUUCUCUGGCAUUUCAGAAGGAUCUUCAGUUUCAUUUGCUUCACAUGAGGUUGAAGGCCUAAACAUCAAAACUAAGAGCCAACAUAGCAAAGAAGUUACAGAUAUGCAUGAAAAAAAAUCAGAGACAUCUCUAGGCCCUGGAAUUUUGGGUAAUAACAGAAACGAAGUACUUCCAGCUGUGACAGAGGAAUGUGCUGUUGCAGAUGUGUCUAGAGAGCUGCAAAUUCCUGAGAGCAUGGAUGUUUCUGGAAUUGCAAGUAAUGAAGAACCUUGCAAAAUGGAUUCUUUGAAUCCAUCAGCAGCAGUUGCUGCCUCUCAUGUUGAUGAAAAUCGCUCAGUCAGCUUCUUGCAGCUCAUUGACCUUGUACGGGGACUUAGCCAAGAUGAGUAUGAAGUUUUGUGUAAGUCAAGAGAGAUGACUUCCAAUAUUGAGCUGGAAGCAAGUUUGUUAGAGAGAGUGAAAGAAGAAUUAUUUGUUGCAAGUUCCUUGAAAGAUAUACUUCAUGUGCAACUUGAAGAACAGUCUAAUCUACAGAAUGAGUUUGAUCUGCAACAAUACCAGCUGCUUUCUGAAAUAUCACAUCUUCGCGCUUCAUUUUCCUCACUCAAAGAGAAUAAUGAUAGUCUUACAGAGGAACUAUCAGAUUGCAGGUCUAAACUCUAUAGUGUUACGAGCUCAAAUGAGAGGCUUCAGAAUCAACUUCUUGCUACUGAAAUACAGGUGGAGGACUUCACUACUAAGAUAAAUCAGUUACAACUUAAUCUGGAACAAUAUCAGUUGGAUUUGUCAGAGGCAAAGGAUCGAUUGAUCAAUCUCCAAGUGGAAAAUGAGACUUUGGUUGCUACUAUUUCUUCAGCGAAUGAUGACAAAAAGAAACUGUUUGAAGAAAAAGAGUCCAAGAACUGUGAGAUCGAGCAACUGUCAUCUGAGUUGGGCAUCUGUAAGAACUUGGUGGCCAGUCUACAAGCAGAAAUUGACAAAUUGGACAAAACUAUUGGUCCAUUGACAUGUGAGAAAACAAUGCUUGUUGAGGAGAAACAUAAUUUAUUGGGUGCAGCAGAGAAUCUAGAGGCAGAGUUGGCUAAUUGCAAGACUUUGUUGAAAAUGCAAGAGGUUGAAUCUUCUAAGACAGAGGGAACACUUUCUUUGAUGAGAGCUAAGGAAAUGAAGCUUGAAGAGGAUAACUUACAUCUUUCUGAAGAAAUUGAGAAGGUUCACCUAGAAUUUUCAGCACAUGAGAUUUUGGAGACUGCUUUAUGGUCUGAGUAUUCCAACAUAAAGGAAGGGUGUUCUCUCUUGAAGAAUGAAAUGCAGAAGUUUAAAGACGAGAAGGAACAAUUGGUUGAGGAGAAUGAUAGGCUUUCAGGUGAGCUUCUUACGCUUCAGGAGCAUCUGUCAGCUGAACAAAUUGCACGGACACGUCUAGCAGUUGAAUUGGGAGAAGUAAAGGUGUGUCUGGACAAAGUUUCUGAAGAAAAUGCAUUUCUAAGUAGUAGCCUCAAGGAGCACAAAGUUGACGUGAGAGACAUAGAUAACAGGGAUGCUUCUGGAUUGAUCAAUUAUGAAAUGCCCGAUAAACUUGCUGGAAUUUCAGGAGUUCAGGCCACUGGUCAAAGAGGUGUAACUUCUUCUGAACGUACUUGCGAAAGUCUUGAGGCACAGCAUGUUAAUGUUGAAGAGUUAGUUGAUUCUUCUUCGGAGUUUUCUACCUUGAAUGAGAACUUGAAGAAAGCGGAAAAUAUAUUGCAGAACCUUGAAGAGGCAAUUAAACGGAUUCAUGCUGAUUCCUCAUUCUUAAAUAAAUCGAGUAGUAAGGUUGUGGCACCAGGAGUAUCAAAACUGAUUCAGGCCUUUGAGUCAAGGCUGCCACAAGAAGAACAAGAUUUGGAAGAAACAUCGUUGGCCAGUGAGCAAUCAGAGACAGAUCCAUUUGUUUUUGUGAAAGGGCAGAUCAGAAAUUUGAGAACCAUUGUUGAGCGGUUAACAUCAGAUGCUAGGAAUGUUUACAUCAAAUUCAAGGAAGGGCACACCGACAGGAUUUCUGCAAAUGAAAAACUCAGAGAGUUUGAAGUUAAUUUUGAUCUUCUCCAGGAGCAUAUUAACUUUCUGGAGGUAGAUACUAUUGGGAAUAAGAUUUCGUUUGAAGCUCUUAAACAAUAUUCAUAUGAGCUGCAGGCAAAGAAUCAUAAACUUAGAUUUCUUUCUGAAUCACUAAAGCAGCGAAAUGAUGAGUUCAGUGUGGAGAACACGGAGCUUAAUAGGAAGCUAACUUCUUGCUUAUCAAGAAUCCAUGGGCUUGAAAGUCAGUUGGAAAAUUUACAGCAAAAUCUAAGCUGUAUGUCUUCUUCUAUACAAGAGCAAUUAGCGGGUUUGCAGGAGGAAUCUGAGAGGGCAAUGAAGCUAGAACAUGAAUUGGCAUCAUCAAUUUCAGAAAUUGAUGAAACAGUUGGCAGGCUUGAUGAUCAUCUAGUCAGAUUUUAUCCAUUCUCUGGAGCUCAUAUUGGCCUGGAUGUGAACAAGCAUGUAGCCAGUUCCGUAAAGGUGGUUGUAAAGGUAAUCGAUGACCUUGAGAAUAAAUUACAAGCUGCUUGUACAAAUCACGAGUCCUCCUCAAAAUCAUACGAAGAAUUGAAGGAGAGUUUCAACAGUUUGGUUGAGAAGCAUGAGUUUGCUUCUGUUACACUGCAUAACGUUUAUGUUGGUCUCAAGAAACUUGUAAUUGAAUCAUGUGGGUCUGCGGAGAUGCCUGAUCAUAAAACACAAAAUCUAGUGAUGUCUGAUCCUUUCAACUAUGGUAGUUUUGAGGUACUCUUGGAACUUGUGCAGAAUUCUCUUUCUGAGAGGCUGGAACUUCAGUCGUUAGUCGAUAAACUGCACUUUGAAUUGUCGAGUAAAAGGAAAGAUAUUGAGGAACUGACACGGAAAUGCCUUGAUUCCGGUUCACUGCGAGAGUUAGUCGAGAAUGUUCAGGGUAUUGUCAAACUUGAAUCCGUUGACAUUAGCUUUGAUGAAUCCCCUGGCUCAUUUGUGGAAUUUCUGGUUUCCCAUCUUGUUCAGAAGUUUAGAAAGACCGAGGAGCUGGCUAAUCUCAUCAGAGAACAACUUGAGGCCAAGGAUAUGGAGCUGAUGGAGUUUCAGGAGAACUUACUGCACCAUAAAACUGAAAUCGGUGAUCUCAGGGAAAGUUUAAGUCGGGCAGAGGAGUCCCUUUUGGCUGUAAGAUCUGAGUUACAGGAGAAAUCAAAUGAACUUGAACAGUCGGAGCAGCGGUUAUUAUCCACUAGAGAGAAGCUCAGCAUAGCUGUUGCAAAAGGCAAAGGUUUGGUUGUUCAGCGGGACAACCUCAAGCAGUCGUUGGCAGGAACAUCUGCUGAUCUGGAGAGGUGCUCAGAGGAAUUAAAACUGAAGGAAGCAAGGCUUCUGGAAGUAGAAGCAAAACUUAAGACCUAUGCGGAAGCGGGUGAACGUGUGGAAGCUUUGGAAUCUGAGCUUUCAUACAUCCGAAACUCAGCUACGGCACUGCGAGAAUCUUUCCUUUUAAAAGACUCUCUGCUCCAUAGAAUCGAAGAAAUUUUAGAGGAUCUGGAUCUACCAGAGCAUUUUCAUGCUCGGGAUAUACUUGAAAAGGUAGAGUGGCUAGCAAGGUCAGCUAGUGGUAACUCUGUGCCUCCCUCUGACUGGGAUCAAAAGAGCUCUGAUGGGGCUGCGGGAUUUGUUAUGACGGAACCCUGGCGAGAGGAUGGACAACCCAGCUCAAAUUCUGGGGAUGAUUUAAGGAUCAAGUUUGAGGAGCUCCAGGGCAAGUUUUAUGGGUUGGCUGAACAGAAUGAAAUGCUGGAGCAUUCCUUGAUGCAAAGAAAUAAUUUGGUUCAGAGAUGGGAAGAACUCUUAGGGAAAAUUGACAUGCCUUCACAGCUGCAGUCUUUGGAAGUGGAAGACAAGAUUGAGUGGCUUGCGAGUAAAAUAUCAGACGCUAUUCAUGACAGAGAUACUCUCCAACAGAAGAUUGACAAUCUUGAAAACUAUUGCCGAUCGCUGAGUGAUGAUUUGGAAGUUUCACAAAAGCAUGUAUUUGAUGUCGAGGCAAAUCUUCACACAGUUAUUAAAGAGAGGGAAAAUCUUUCUGAAAGACUGGAAAAUCUGAGCUAUGAUCAUGAGAAAGUUUCUGGGAGGGCCACUCAGCUUGAUGUUGAGAACGAGAACCUACAAAGUAAAGUAAAAGAUUUGCAUGAAGAAUUGGUUGAGAAGCUUGAGACUGAAGAACAUCUUCAUACUAUUGAACAUGAGAUGAUAAGAUUGAGGGACUUGAUUAAUGAGGCUAUGCAGGAAGGUGGCUUGCAAGAUUGGUCGCUGGGGCAUGAUUCUGAGACCUUGGAGGAACUGCUGAGAAAGCUGAUAGAAUAUUACAAGACUUUGGUGAAACCUAUUGGAGCACACGAAACAGUUGAAAACUCCUCAGAAGCACGUACAACAAAUCCCAAUGAUAUUGUAAGUGCAAACCCGUCGGUUACAGAUGCAUCUCACCUGAUCGAAGUGACUGACGUGACAAGCAGGGAUAUAGCAGUAGUAGAGACACCUGAUGUAGCUUCUCUAAAGAAAGAUUUGGAGGAAACACUAGGUAUGCUGGAGCUGACAAGGGAAGAAAAGGAUUCAUAUAUGCAAAAGCAACAAUCUCUGAUCGCUGAGAACGAGGCACUUAAUAAAAAAAUGGCAGAGUUGCAAGCUUUGCAUAGUCAAGAAGAGCAAAGGUCAGCUUCUGUUAGAGAGAAAUUGAAUGUUGCUGUCAGGAAAGGCAAAUCCUUGGUACAACAAAGGGAUAGUCUGAAGCAGACUAUAGAGGAGAUGAGCACUGACCUAGGCCACCUGAAAUCAGAUCUUAAAAGCCGAGACGACAUGCUUGCGGAACAUGAAAAGAAAAUUAGGGAAUUGGCAUCCUACACUGGGAGUGUAGAUGCAUUGGAUUCUGAAUGCCAACGGUUGAAAAAUCAUCUGAAAGAAACAGAAAAUCUUUUGAACGAGAAGAGCAGCGUGUUAAGCACAAUUUUAAGUGUUUUAAAUAGCAUCGAUAUCGGUGAUGAAAGUGAAAACAAUGAUCCAGUUAUGAAGCUUCAAAAGAUCUCACAACUAUUUCAAGAUAUGCAUACAGCUAUGUCUUCCGCAGAGCAGGAAUCCAGAAAAUCUAGAAGAGCAGCUGAGUUGCUGCUUGCUGAGUUGAACGAGGUUCAAGAGAGAAACGACAAUCUGCAAGAGGAGCUAUCAAAAUGUUCGUAUGAGCUCGAGCAACUUUCCAUACAGAAAGAUGCAGCUGAGGGUGCCAAAAUUGAAGCUUUAUCUCGCCUGGAACAAUUAUCUGUGAUGCACAAUGAGGAAAGGAGGAAACAAUAUUCUCAACUGCUGUUCUUUGGAACUAGUUUGAACAAUCUGAGGGAUAUGUUCAGCAGUAUCAAUGCUUGCCUAGCCGAUAUUUUCACCAAGGAUAUGGAGUUUCUGCAUCAUCUGGAGGCGAAUCUGAAAUCACGUGUGGAGCAAACCGAUGCCUAUUUGGCUGCCUGGCCUCAUCUUAGCUCAGCAUCUGUGAAUUUUAUAGACAAGGACAACUCUUCACGUUCAAGUGCUUGGUCUGACAUAAACAUGCAGAAGAUUUCAAGCGAUGGAGAUAUGACAGAGAUUUGUAAUUCUCUUGCACAAAAUGUGGAUGAGCUCAUGAUGGACAUUGAUCUUUUCAAAGAGAACAUUAGCAAGCAUUUGGUAUCAUGGCAUGAGCAGGUUAACAUUGCAGCCGAUGUCACGGAUACCUUUUUCAGGUCAUUCGGAAAGGACAAAGACUUAGAAAUUGCUUCUCUGCAUGAAAAAAUUACGUUGCUUCAUGGGGUGUGUUCUAAUGUAUUUGUGGAAAUUGAAAGCAAAAGAGCUGAAUUGAUUGGAAAUGGAGUUAUGGAUACGAAUAUUCGUCAUCAAGCAGCAAGAACAGAUGACAGAUUUUCGUUGGGUGAAGGGGAUGAUCUGUUGACCUUGGAAUCCAUCAGUUCCAUGGUGGAUAGGCUAUCAUUGGCUGUAAAGGAUUUUGUCGUGGCAAAUGCUGAGAUGGUGGAAAGAAAUCAAAAGGAGAUGAAAAUGAUCAAUGCCAAUUUGCAAAGGGAGCUACAGGAGAAGGACUUCCAAAGAGAAAGGAUGUGCACGGAGUUGGUUGGUCAAAUAAAAAAUGCCCAAGCUGAUGCUAAAAAGUUUGCAGCGGAACUUCAAUCUUCAAGUGUCUGGAUGCGUGAUAUGCAGAACGAGUUGGACAUUUCGGUGAAGGAAAGGGAUUCAUUGGCGGAGAGAGUAAAGGAGUUACACGAUGGACAAGCCUCUUACUCAGAGUUACAGGAGAAAGUCAAGUCCCUCGGUGAUCAACUAGUUGCCAAAGACCAAGAAAUCGAGGCCUUGAUGCAAGCUCUCGACGAGGAAGAGUCUCAGAUGGAAGAUCUGAGACACAAGGUUACAGAUCUAGAGCAAGAAAUUCAGCGGAAGAACCUAGAUUUGCGGAAUGCUGAAGCUUCUCGAGGGAAGAUUGCUAAAAAGCUAUCCAUUACCAUGGAUAAAUUCGACGAACUCCAUCAUCUUUCAGAAACCCUUCUUGCAGAAAUCGAAAAGCUCCAACAGCAACUGCAAGAUCGAGACUCUGAGAUCUCGUUCUUGAGACAAGAGGUCACUAGGUGCACCAAUGAGGUACUUGCUGCCUCCCAGAUGAACACGAAAAGAGAUUCGGACGAGAUCCAAGCUGUUUUGUCUUGGCUCAACUCAAUGUCUUUACUUUUCGGAAUGGAAGAUUCGACUUCUGAUGAUGUUAGAGGUCAAGUACACAACUACAUGGAGAUACUCGAGAAAAAGAUUGCAUCUCUGAUAUCUGAACUCGAUGAACUACGAUUGGUCGGACAAAGCAAGGACACGUUAUUGGAAGCUGAGAGGAGUAGAGUGUCUGAGCUCAGACAGAGAGAAGAAACUCUCGAGAAAAUAUUAUGCGAGAAGGAAUCCCGGGCAAACGUGGCAACCACUUCAACAUCUGAGAUUGUCGAAGUAGAACCUGUGAUACACAAGUGGGGAGCGAGUGGGACGUCCAUUCCAUCUCAAGUCCGUAGUUUACGAAAGGGAAACAACGAUCAAGUUGCUAUUAGUAUCGAUACCGAUCAAACUGGUCAGAGCGGUAGCUUAGAAGAGGAUGACGACAAAGCCCACGGCUUCAAAUCGCUAUCUACAUCGAGAAUCGUUCCUCGAUUCACCAGGCCAGUGACUGACGUGAUCGAUGGUUUAUGGGUCUCUUGCGAUCGGACACUCAUGCGUAAACCGGCCUUACGGCUCGGGAUCAUGAUAUACUGGGCAAUAUUACAUGCCCUUCUCGCGACAUUCGUGGUCUAACCAACCGGUUUCUCGAUUGACGACAAACAAGAGUGGUGAUUGCAUUGGAUCUCUUGUCCAUACAACACAUAAUAAGGUUGCUUAUUAUUUGUCUAUCGUGGUUCAGAGAUUUGUUCGAUUGAUUCAGUGUUUAGAUUCCAAAACCAAGCAGACUGUGAUUCUGUCUUUUUUUAAUCCCCCAAAUCUCAGACUGCUUGGUAACUACACAAUUAAGUAAGGAAAAAAAAAAGACAUUUUGUGAUAGCAAUUUAAACCAACUAUUUCAGCUUCCAACGUUAUUCUUA
Messenger RNA from Tarenaya hassleriana, 8567 nucleotides. RefSeq names its product A-kinase anchor protein 9. The record is from RefSeq and is a predicted model, not a curated record. Lineage: Eukaryota; Viridiplantae; Streptophyta; Magnoliopsida; Brassicales; Cleomaceae. The coding region runs from base 37 to 8283 and encodes 2748 amino acids. The transcript is spliced from 9 exons.